AGGACAAAGAGAGAACAAGGAUUUAUCAAAUUUGUUGUUUCUAUUCUUACUUCAUGCGAAAUUUCCAAUCCAGUGGAGAUUUUGCUGGCUAUUUAACUAGUAUGCCUGAUAAUAUGAUAAAGGGUAAUGGUUUCCAUUAACCCGAAGAUUACAGCACGGAAUUUCUACAUAUGCGAUCGCGAAGCGACCCACAGGAGGAAUUCUUUCAAUUGACUCCAUCAUACAUCUAGGGUUGCUCGUCCUGGUGGUUGUUAGUUGAAUGUCCCAUCAAGCGACUUGAGGUCGUGAAGAAAACAAUCGAACUCGAAGUAGUGGCGUGGUUGUGUAUUAUUGGUAUAGUAGUUAGCUUGAAUAUCUCCGUUUUCCACCCAACAAGAAGCGGAAAAGGAGUUGAAUCACUCGCAGGAAUUAUCUGUGUGGCUGAGGACGAGGACCACGCAACCAUCCACUUCUUCAUCGAUUUCAACAUCUUCUACUACUUCGCUGGAGGUUGGUCUAUCGAUCAAUACGACGGUGGUACUUAUUCAGCAUCCACGUCGGCUUCCUCGGCGUGCGUCCGUCGAGUAGAUCAUAAUUUGAAUUAACUGCGGAGUCCUUUAUUCGAUGGACAAGCCACUCUCCCGGCAAGGCACGUACGUGCCGAACGCGCGGUGCCAGAACUGCAACAAGGCGGGCCACUGGACGUGGGAGUGCACGGUCGUAUCAAAUGCAAAAAUGUCUGGGUCUGGAAGGUUGUAACUUGUGAUGCUGUCUUCGGAUUCAAAAAAAAUCUGUAAUGCAUGACCAGCAAGAGGAGUCCAGUUUUUGCCACGGCGAGAGGGUAUUUCUCAUGCGGAACAGGCAUCAGGAAGCCCUCUUAAAAUCUGUGAUGCUAGACCAUGCAUUACAGACCUCAUGGGCCAUGGAAAACCUGCAUGACAAAUCUUCCACUCUUCCAGACCCAGACACUUUUGCACUUGAUAGGUCGGGGUGCAGAACUAUACCGCGCGACCCACCAAGGGCAAAAAGAAGCUGAACGAGGAACUUCCGCCGGAGGUGAAGGUCUCCCAGCUGUUGGUCGACGACUACCACCGCGGGAGUUUGAAAGAGCAAGAGGAGGACGAGAAGGAUAGUGUGAACAACAAAACUAAGCAGGCCGACGAGGACGAUCGCGAUAAAAACUCGGGGACCACGACCCGGAAGGACCACAGCGACUCUGUGGUAGCGGAGGACAUGAAGGACCACCAGCAGGACCAUGAUGAGCAAGCAGCCGCUGAUACAACUAUUCCGAACAAAAAGGACAAGGACCGCCGCGAGAGUGGGUCCACGCCCGCCGGCGGCACGAACUACCGUGCGCGGCAAGGGCAGAAUUACGAGGGGGGCGCGGAAGACGACGGAAAGAUGCGGGUCCGCGGUCGCGGCGCCAAGCGUGCGCCGCGUAAGAGCAUGUACAACUCGUCGGACGAUGAUUCGGGCAGUGACUUUUUCACGAAGCGGCUGUCGCGGGACGAGCGGCAGGCAAUGGAGGGCGGCCGAGGAUCGGCCUACAACGCGACCAACGCCUAGUAUGGAAGUGUCAGCGACUUGAGAAAUCGACACGAAGUGGAAAAGAAUUGUGAUGCGCUGGCUCAAAUACAAUCGACAGUACCCAUUGGAUCUUCCGCAACUUCAAUUUCUAGUACUAUGCGGCACGUGACAUUAAAUUUUACAGAGGGCACCUGGGCAUUCAAUCUCGAGCAAAAGCCUAUUCAGUCUUAGAAUCUCCCAUUGUGGUUGUUUUUGUUGCCUGCAACUAUGCAUAAACAUAUAAGUUUUUUUCCCAUUCUGAUGCCCAUUUCCGACCUGACGCUUCCAUACCUGCCGCGGCAAGGGCGGAAAGUUCGGCGAGGGGGGCAAGGGCGGAAAGUUCGGAAAGGGCGGCAGGGAAUUACUGCACGAAAGCGGUGGUCGCGGAGACAAGAACGGGUCCUCGUUUUUCGACAAAGGCGGCAAGGGCGCCGCGUACGGGAAAUACAACAAACACGGUGGUACCACGGGCAAGGGCAACGAGUUUUCCUACCAGGACAUUGACGAAAAUUGGCAACACGAUCAGUACCACGACGAGAAUGACCGCAACGCGGACCGCCGUUCGCGUCGUGCUGCGUCCUACGGCCGCGACAACGACCAUCGGGGUGCGUCGGUGGUGCAAAAGCGUCGGUCCUCGAACGACCGCCGAUCUCCGCGUGGCCGUGGUGGCCGCGAUAACAACAAGAGCAGCAGGAUCGUGGAGCUUUUGCCCCGCCAGGACCACGACAGCACGGGGGACCUCCGCGGUCACGAAAAGAGUGCCAAAAACGCACUGCGCGACCGGGGGAACACGCACAACAACGGGGCCAGUGCUACUUCGAAGCAGGGUCAACAUCUACACUUGUCCACAACUUCCCGCAACCAGCAGGUGAGGGGAACAAAUAAUGCGACCAAGAAGCAUCAUGCGCGAGGAGGAGAUCAUCGCCCUCGUGGGACGGGCCGGCGGUCAGCGUCCUCAAGCUCCGGGUCGGAUUCGCCAUCGAGUUCAAGUGAUAUGAAAGUGCACAACCCCCCCUCCCCCUCAUUUCUCAUGCAAAGUGCCUUUAUUUGGCACUGUUUGCAUGACAAGUUCUGGCAGUCCAAAUAGCACUACACUCCUGUCCAAAUUUGACAUGCAAAAUCUGUAUUCUUGCUGACGCUUGUAUUGCUGUUCAUGCAAUACAAAUGAGGGGGAGGGGGAGUUGUGCACUGUCAUAAGUGACGAUGAGUCCAACUCCUCCGGAUCCGACGACACCCCCUCGGAGGAGGAGCAAAAGCCGCCGCGCGCUCGCGGCCGCUAUCCUGAGUAAAAACGUACCCACAAUAGAGUUGUAAUGCAAAUCUGCAUGCUGAAAAUGUCUCUCAUGCGGAGCCCCAUGAGAAGCAUUUUCUAGUCGUGUUUUGCAAUUUGUCAUGCUCCAAUCAGCAUGGUAUGCUACAUCUGUGAUGCUGCUGAGAUAGCUCAAACAGCACUACACUACGAAUCCAAAUUUGUCAUGCAAAACAGCCAAAGCUUGUGGAUUUGUCUAGCCGAUUCACCAUCUUGACUAUGGUGUGGGUACGUUUUUACUCAGGAUAGCCGCGGUGCCAACUUUGCCGUCAACUUCCGGCGGAACGGCGCGUCGCCUCCGGACAACAACCUUCGGGGACGAGGUGGACAUCAAAAUGAUUCGUCGCGGAACAUCAACAAGUCGGGAGGUGGUACUACUGCGACCACCUCUGGGGGAGUGACCUUGAAGAGACCGGCGCCCCGACCUACGGUGGCACAACUAUCCGCGCGGCCGCGAGCGGGUGAAGGAGCCGCCAAGGAGAGCAGCAGUCGAAUAGCCACGAACAACAAGCGUGCAGACCAGCAGCAGGCAAAGAAAAAACGGGCUUCCAAGUCGGACAGCUCCAGUGAGGAAGAUGACGAUGACUCUUCGGACGACGACGACUCGAAGUCUAGUGAUUCCAACGAAGAUGCGCAGCCUCCGCCGCGGAAGACCAACCAGCCCCGGCGCGGCCGCGAGGAGAACAACCGAUCUACAACUGCGAAGAAGGACGAGAACAUCAAAGACCGGGCCGCUAACGCCAAGCGCGCCGCCGGCACGACCAGUGCCAAGCCUACUUCGAAGAACAGCUCUACUACUUCAAGUGGCGCGCCGGCCGGCACGAACAAGAAUGCCGCAAUCAAUAAACGCUCCGGGAAGAACAAUGUGGAUCAAGCUGCAAGUCGUCGUGUCGAAAACAACAAGCAGAAGGACAGCAAUAAACGUCAAAGUCCGUCGCGCAAUGCAAAUGCUGCCAAGGCAUCAAAGCAGGCAGGUGGCGAUAAACAUAAACAGGCGGCGGUGAAGAAGAACAAGGGAAACGAGUCCUCGGAAUCAUCCGACGACGAAUCCUCAAAUUCUUCGUCCUCCUCAGACGAUGACGAAUCGCAAUCGGAGGAAAACUCGCAGGAAUCCGACUCCUCCGAGUCCUCCUCCGAGGAAGAGGACCGGCGUCCCGCGAAGCGGGCCCGGAAGCAGUGAUGGCGAUGCCGGACUAUCUCAUCUACAUCUUCACCGAUUGUUGUUCACGAAGACGAGUUCUACUAAUUUAUAAAUGAGGACAAAUAGCACAGUAGCUGCAUUGGCACGACGAUUGAACUCUCACAAGAUCAGUAAAUAAAAGCUGGAGACUACUCACCACGACUUGAAGGAACAACACCGCUACGUACGACAAUGCACUUUGCAACAGCAAUGUACGACGACACAUUUCUCGAGCUGAUGCGCAUGCGGAAGCUGAUCAUGAUGCGAAGAUAAUUACAACAAAGUCUUCCGAGAAUGCCGUCAACAUGCUAACUAGGUCGUACUUGCUGCAACUGCUUGCACCGAACCAAAACUUCUAGCAGCACGCUCCAGUCUCUCUAGCGCUGCGACGAGACAGGAACCACACUGAUGUGCGAGUGCGACCACGUAUCAAAACAAGGACGAAAUAGAUGAUGACGUCGCCUUGGGGCGACGUCGAACUCGUUCGUAACAGAAACAAGUAAAAAACCAUGAAGAAAAUAAAAAAGUCCGACGCACAGAAUCUGAAUGGGCAGCGGAGCGGGCAAUGGGCGCAACCUUGUCUCUGAUUGAAGUUGAACCGUUCGGGUGGUCCCCGAAGCAUUUAUCCACUUCUUGGACCUUUUAUAAGCAUAGCGAUAGUCAUAGUCGUCGACCUUGCUACUUACCACCUAGAAGAAGAUGAAGACAGAGUGCCUCUUUUGUCUGAAACAGAAGCAAUGAUACAUGAUUAUGGCAAUCAGGGAGUUACAACAAAAUGUCGCCAAGUUUUUUUCAAAAAAAGCAUCAAAACCUAUACCAGUGCGGUACGCGCAUGAUUAAGUCAGGUCUUCUUGAGAUAAU
Messenger RNA from Amoebophrya sp. A120, 4895 nucleotides. NCBI's taxonomy places the organism in Eukaryota, Dinophyceae, Syndiniales, Amoebophryaceae. The record is from the annotation of a GenBank genome assembly.